GUGGGCACCCUUGAUGUCGUGUUGGACUCCAGCGCCCGGGUUGCUCCUUACCGAAUCCUGUACCAGACGCCAGACUCUCUGGUCUAUUGGACCAUUGCCUGUGGUGGUUCCAGGAAAGAAAUCACUGAACACUGGGAAUGGCUUGAGCAGAAUCUACUGCAGACGCUCUCCAUCUUUGAAAAUGAGAACGAUAUCACCACAUUUGUCAGAGGAAAGAUACAGGGCAUUAUUGCAGAGUAUAACAAAAUCAAUGAUGUAAAGGAAGAUGAUGACACAGAGAAGUUUAAAGAAGCCAUUGUGAAAUUCCAUAGGCUCUUUGGGAUGCCCGAGGAAGAGAAACUCGUCAACUAUUACUCUUGCAGCUACUGGAAGGGAAAGGUCCCCCGUCAGGGUUGGAUGUACCUCAGUAUUAACCACCUUUGCUUUUAUUCUUUUCUUAUGGGAAGGGAAGCCAAACUGGUAAUCCGGUGGGUGGACAUCACUCAGCUUGAGAAGAACGCCACGCUGCUUCUGCCUGAUGCCAUCAAAGUGAGCACACGGUCCAGUGAGCAUUUCUUCUCCGUGUUCCUCAGCAUCAACGAGACCUUCAAGUUAAUGGAGCAGCUUGCCAACAUAGCCAUGAGGCAACUCUUAGACAAUGAGGGAUUUGAACAAGAUAGAUCCCUGCCCAAGCUGAAAAAGAAAUCACCUAAAAAAGUGUCUGCUCUUAAACGAGAUCUUGAUGCCAGGGCAAAGAGUGAGAGAUACCGUGCACUUUUCCGGCUGCCCAAAGAUGAAAAAUUAGAUGGCCACACAGACUGCACCCUCUGGACUCCAUUUAACAAAAUGCACAUUUUGGGGCAGAUGUUUGUGUCCACAAAUUACAUCUGCUUUACCAGCAAAGAGGAGAACUUAUGCAGCCUCAUUAUCCCACUCCGUGAGGUGACAAUUGUAGAAAAGGCGGAUAGCUCCAGUGUACUCCCAAGUCCUUUAUCCAUCAGCACUAGGAACAGGAUGACCUUUCUAUUUGCCAAUUUGAAAGAUAGAGACUUUCUAGUGCAGAGGAUCUCAGACUUCCUGCAACAGACAACUUCCAAAAUAUACUCUGACAAAGAGUUUGCAGGAAGCUACAACAGUUCAGAUGAUGAGGUGUAUUCUCGGCCCAGCAGCCUUGUGUCCUCCAGCCCCCAGAGAAGCACGAGCUCCGAGGCUGAUGGAGAGCGCCAGUUUAACCUGAAUGGAAACAGCGCUCCCACAGCCACGCAGACCCUUAUGACCAUGUAUCGGCGGCGGUCUCCUGAGGAAUUCAACCCAAAACUGGCCAAAGAGUUUUUGAAAGAGCAAGCCUGGAAGAUCCACUUUGCCGAGUAUGGGCAAGGGAUCUGCAUGUACCGCACAGAAAAAACACGAGAGCUGGUGCUGAAGGGCAUCCCGGAGAGCAUGCGGGGGGAGCUCUGGCUGCUGCUCUCAGGUGCGCUUGUGGACCAAGGUGUCUUCGAGGAAUUAGCAAGAGACUAUGUCCCACAGCUGUAUGACUGCAUGCAGGACCUGGGUGUGAUUUCUACCAUCUCCCUGUCUUGGUUCCUCACACUAUUUCUCAGUGUGAUGCCCUUUGAGAGUGCAGUUGUGGUUGUGGACUGUUUCUUCUAUGAAGGAAUCAAAGUGAUUUUUCAGUUGGCCCUAGCUGUGCUGGAUGCAAACGUGGACAAACUGUUGAACUGCAAGGAUGAUGGGGAGGCCAUGACUGUUUUGGGAAGGUACUUAGACAGUGUGACCAAUAAGGACAGCACGUUGCCUCCCAUCCCUCACCUGCACUCCCUGCUAAGCGAUGACGUGGAGCCUUACCCCGAGGUAGACAUCUUCAGGCUCAUCAGAACUUCCUAUGAGAAAUUUGGAACUAUCCGAGCAGAUUUGAUUGAACAGAUGAGAUUCAAACAGAGACUGAAAGUGAUCCAAACACUGGAGGACACUACAAAACGGAACGUGGUACGAACCAUUGUGACAGAAACUUCCUUUACCAUUGAUGAGCUAGAGGAACUUUAUGCUCUUUUCAAGGCCGAGCACCUAACCAGCUGCUACUGGGGCGGGAGCAGCAACGCACUGGACCGCCACGACCCCAGCCUGCCUUACCUGGAACAGUAUCGCAUUGACUUUGAGCAGUUCAAGGGGAUGUUUGCUCUUCUCUUUCCCUGGGCGUGUGGAACGCACUCCGACGUGCUGGCCUCCCGCUUGUUCCAGUUAUUAGACGAAAAUGGAGACUCUCUGAUUAACUUCCGGGAGUUUGUCUCUGGGCUAAGUGCCGCAUGCCAUGGGGAUCUCACAGAGAAACUCAAACUCCUGUACAAGAUGCAUGUCUUGCCUGAGCCAUCCUCUGAUCAAGAUGAGCCAGAUUCUGCUUUUGAAGCAACCCAAUACUUCUUUGAAGAUAUCACCCCAGAAUGCACUCAUGUUGUUGGACUGGAUAGCAGAAGCAGACAGAGUGCAGACGAUGGCUUUGUUACAGUGAGUCUAAAGCCGGAUAAAGGGAAGAGGCUGAAUUCUCAAGAAAAUCGUAACUAUCUGAGAUUCUGGACUCCAGAAAGGUCUUCCAGGUCGAAGAAUGCAAAGGAUUUACCCAAAUUGAAUCAGGGGCAGUUUAUUGAACUGUGUAAGACCAUGUAUAACAUGUUCAGCGAGGACCCGAACGAGCAGGAGCUGUACCACGCCACGGCGGCGGUGACCAGCCUCCUGCUGGAGAUCGGGGAGGUCGGCAAGCUCUUCAUCGCGCCGCCUGCCAAGGAGGCCGGGGGUGCGGGCAGCGGGCCCGCCUGCAGCCCGGCCAUCCCGGGUGUGCUCUUCCCCAAGAAAGGGCCCGGCCAGCCUUACGUGCUGGAGUCCACUGAGCCCCUCCCGGCCAGCCUGGCGGCCGACAGCGAGGAACACUCCCUCGGAGGACAGAUGGAGGACAUUAAGCUGGAGGACUCCUCGCCCCGGGACAACGGGCACUGCUCCUCCAUGCUCAUCUCCGACGAUGACACCAAGGACGACAGCUCCAUGUCCUCGUACUCGGUGCUGAGCGCCGGCUCCCACGAGGAGGACAAGCUGCACUGCGAGGACAUUGGGGAGGACACAGUCCUGGUGCGCAGCGGCCAGGGCACGGCGGCGCUGCCCCGGAGCACCAGCCUGGACCGGGACUGGGCCAUCACCUUCGAGCAGUUCCUGGCCUCCCUCUUAACCGAGCCAGCGCUGGUCAAGUACUUUGACAAGCCCGUGUGCAUGAUGGCCAGGAUCACCAGUGCAAAAAACAUCCGCAUGAUGGGCAAGCCCCUCACCUCGGCCAGUGACUACGAAAUCUCAGCCAUGUCGGGCUGAUACAGGCGCCUUCCCUGGGGAGGGGCGGGGGAGGGGAGGGACUUUUUUAUGUUCUGUGUUGGGGUUUCUUUCUUUCUUUUAAAUUAAAUAUUUAUUAGUACCUGGCUUGAAGCCUAGUGUUUUCAUAAUGUAAUACAAUGAAAUCUGUUGGAGAAAUAUUUGAACACCUCCAUGUAGGUGCAGUACACUCUUGUCGGGGGUGGGGGAUUGACCAAAAUACAGUUUAUUCAGUGAAUUCCAAAAAAAAAAAAAGAUGAAUCUGUCAGUGAUAUAUAUGUAUUAUGACAUUAAUCUUGCUGUUGAGCUGUACACGUGGUUUAAAAAAUAAUGCGAAAUAAGGCAGCAGUCAUUUGUGUAUUCAGGCUUUCUAAAUAAAAUUAAGGAAAACGAAAUGCACAAAUACAAGACUGUUCUUAACUAGGACAGGCAUUGUCAGCUGGGGUAAAUCCUACACCACUUUAGGAAGUCUUAAAAAUAUUUUUUAAGAUUUGAAGUAUUUUUCUUAAAAGUCCUCUAUUCAAAAAUCAUUUGAUAGAUGUUUCAAGGGGAAAACAUCUGGGGUUCUAAACAGUUACGAAAGCAUAAGUGAUUUUUACAUGACAUCAGAAUAACACUUGUAUUUGACCAGUUUGGACAGAUACCAGACCAAUUUUGCAUUAAAAAGAAUUGUUCUGAUUAUUUAUCUCAGCUGACCAGAAUUCAGUGAAAAUUAACAGUCUUUUGUUACAGAGAAUCUGAGAGUGGUGGCAAAGGUGAUAGAGGGCUCAGGAUGGGUUUUUGGUUUUGUUUUUGUUUUAAAAGAGUAAAAGUACCAGUGCUUCUGAUAUUGGAUUUUCAGCUUCUCGUUACUCAUUGCAAAUAAGGGAAAAAAUGAUAAACUUUAUCAUUUCCAUACUCUCCAUAGAUUCAAAAAAUUAUACCAUGUAUGACAUAUACCAUCUUUCCAUUAAAUCAAUGUAGAGAUCAUGUAAACUGAAAAAAAAAAUCUGCAAGAUAAUGUAACUGAAUGUUUUAAAACAGAACUUGUCACUUUAUAUAACAGAAUAGUAUGCUCUAUCUAUUUCCUAAAUGGAUGUAGAAAUGAAAACUAGCGCACCUGCACUUUGAAAUUCUUGCUUCUUUUUUUAUUACUAUUAUGGUUUUGUUUUUUACAGAUGUUGAGAGAUUUUUUCUUCUUAUUGUUGAAUUCAUAAGUGUGGUCACAUUUCCUUCGCUGAUUUGAAAUAUUCCUUUCAACACAUUCCUUUAUUUUAUUAUAUGUUGUGUCCUUAUUUUAGCUAUUGCUGUAGUUGUUUUUUAUUUUGUUACAUAAUGAUUUUUAAACUGUCAAAUGAAGUAGUGUUAACCUCAAAUAGGAUAAAUGUGAACAAAUAAAAUACAUCAGAUACUCAGAUACA
Messenger RNA from Galeopterus variegatus (Sunda flying lemur), 4727 nucleotides. RefSeq names its product TBC1 domain family, member 9 (with GRAM domain) (gene TBC1D9). The transcript is spliced from 19 exons. The coding region runs from base 322 to 3330 and encodes 1002 amino acids. Gene Ontology annotation, molecular function: calcium ion binding. The record is from RefSeq and is a predicted model, not a curated record. Lineage: Eukaryota; Metazoa; Chordata; Mammalia; Dermoptera; Cynocephalidae.